Hemiscyllium ocellatum (epaulette shark) is the source of this 2819-nucleotide messenger RNA. RefSeq names its product ELMO/CED-12 domain containing 3 (gene elmod3). Lineage: Eukaryota; Metazoa; Chordata; Chondrichthyes; Orectolobiformes; Hemiscylliidae. The coding region runs from base 768 to 2000 and encodes 410 amino acids. The record is from RefSeq and is a predicted model, not a curated record. The transcript is spliced from 13 exons.
CCGCGAGUCGAGUGCAUGCGCAGAUCGUGUGCGACUGUUAAAUAGCGGCUGAGAUUGAAGCGAGAGAAAGUUGUUCUCCAACUGCAUCUCAUUUAGAUCUUUGAAAGUAUGAGCAAUUUCUUGAAAAGCUUUGCAUACGAAGGAAUCCUUCAUUAUUUUGGCACAGAAUAACAAGUGCAAGAACCCAGCCUGUGAAGCUUCGAGCAUCAUCAAACAAGUCUUUGGACGAGAUUUUGUGGAUUGAAGACUGGCAUACAAAGGGUAGAGUUUCUCACACAUCAGCAUAGAGGGCUCCCUUGGUGCAGCACACAUCGAAUUAAAUGACUGCAUUUUGUAAUAAAUUCAUUGUCAGCUUCCUGUGCUGUACAUGAGCUGGCCAGUGCUUAUCGUCACUGCACAUGCAACAGGAACUCCAGCACCUUCCUUAACGAUACAACUGCUGAACAGGACAACGUCACUUUACACAGUCGACCACACUAUAUAUAAGGAUAAGUCUGCUUUCUCGUAUGAGAUUCAGGACUAUUUGCCUGUGAUGAUGUUGUGCAAAUUAGGCUGGGCACCAUUCCAGAUGUUGGUUAUUGUGCAGUUUUGGUUUUGCACAGUACUGUUCAACUACCACCCUGAACCCAUAGCAAAUUGUUGACUUUAGAAAUUUAAAGGCUGAAGAGACUCCUUUUCCCGGCCAUUUCAAAAGCACAUGGUUUUAAAACUUACCCAGAAUCCUGAGAAGAAGUGACAGCUAUUACCAUAGGAACCUGUGAAAAACAAUGGAUGGGGACCAGCAUUGUCGAACUGAGGCGAAGCAAAAGGUGUUGAACAUUCCUGGCAUUGGAAAUUGUGCUCCUGGGACUCUGCAAGAACAACAUAGUUCCAGAAACGGUUUGCUGGGUAUGUGUUUACGUCCACAUGUGGCUGAUGAUGUUCGUAAUGGGAAUGAAGUGCUUAAAUCUAUGCCUAUUUCUGCAUUGAAGAAAAAUGGCCUUUUACAGUCUCUUACAGCUGGAGUUGAUGAAAAAAAGCAUGAAGUGGAGGUGACUUUGGAGGUGCUGCAGGCAGAAGCAGAGUGGGAGGCUUUGGAAACAGUUCACAGAGGUCCAAAUGACUUUACUGGAAGCACCCCACUCAUCUCCUUUAAUGAAGCACUUCAGCAUUUUCAAACGGCUGAUCUUUGUGAGUACAGGAAGAACAUCCAGACUACUGUGCGGAGGACAGGACUUUCUGCCAUCACUCAUUUUCUCUUUGGCCCUCCACGAUUGCACAAGGAGUUGCAGGAGGAGCGGGACUUGGUCUUUGCGAUUGGCCAGUGCUCCUUGGACAAUGAUCAGGAAGUUCAUAUUCGGGUUUUGCAGACAAUUUACAAGAAACUAACUGGGUCAAAGUUUGACUGUGCACGCUAUGGAUCACAUUGGGAACUAUUAGGGUUUCAAGGUGCAGAUCCAGGGACUGACCUACGUGGGACAGGAUUCCUUGGUCUGAUGCACACCUUGUACAUGGUGAUGGAUUUGCAGACUUUACCUUUGGCUCGUGAUAUUUACAAAUUGUCACAGCAUCCGAUACAAAAUUUCCCUUUCUGUCUAAUGUCCAUUAACAUCACCAGAAUCACAAUCCAAGCUUUGAGGGAAGAAUGUUUAUCCAAAGAAUGUAACCGAAGGCAGCAAGUGAUUGGAGUCCUCAAUGAUUUCUAUGUGGCUGCAUUCCUGCAUCUUUAUCAGAUAUGGAAAACACAGCACAAAACCAUCUCUGAUUCAGGAUUGGUUCUUAAAGGAGUUGAAAUGUUUGCCAAAAAAAACCCAAAACAGCUCCUGAAAAGGUUGGAAACCUACUUGAUGGAACGUCAGAAUGGAACAGUUUUGUCGGCAGACAAGGUGUCCUCAACUUCAAACCACACUCAGACUGGGAUGAGAUCAAAAUCAGCAUCUACCAUAAACACCAAAGAAAUGAAUUUUCUGGGUGUGUGUGAGCUGGAGCCAGAACCUGAGGGGGAGGUGCGGCUAAUCUAAAUCUGUUGUGAGAAAGAUAAUCAACGUCACCUUGUAGCAGGGAUGUGACACUUGAUUGUUUCACCGUUAUGGCAUGCAGUACACAAAACUGGACAUUAUAUGUUGCCGUAAACCCCACAGAACAAAAAUAGAACUCUUGCUUUCCUGACUAACAGUGGCUUGCAAAUGUGUAGGUGUUGUAGGCGUGUCAUACUCGCUCAAAAGAUAUUCAGCACGACUUGAACUUGAGUGCUGUUUCCAGAAAAUGCUAGAACACAGAUGCUUUCUGCUUCCUUUUGAACACAAUAGUGCCAGACUCUUGGCAGGAAUGCAGCCCCUACUCAGGAGAGGAGAAUGUCUUUGUUUCUUUCAAUAGAGGUGCCGCCUGUGCUCGACAUAGUUUGUACUGUACAUUUAAAGUAAUGCAAAUUAGCUUUAUUUCUGAGUUUGUGUUGUAAGUAACAAAGAGAGAGUUUAAAGAUUUGAUUCCACUCUUAUGUUACUGAUAUUAAGGCGAGGCAGUUAAAGGACUUGGGCUGAAUGAAGAAAUGUUCCUUUCAGGAUGGUUCUGUCUCUGCCUGACUUAAACUUAACCGUGAAAGCUGGUUGAUUUAUAUAUGAGAUAUAUAAAUUUAUCAAAACAUGAUUUUUGUUAGCACUACAUGAUUUGACAGUACCUAAUCCCAUUCUCUGUCACCCUUCUGCACAACCAGUUUUGUUCAUAAGCUAUAGGCCAUUUGAGCAAGCAAAAACCUGUUCCAACUUAGGAAAGUGUCAAAGUUCAUAAUAAACUACUGAAUAAAAGCAAAUUACUGCGGAUGCUGGAAUCUGAAACCAAAA